CGUAGUACGUGCAAAAGAUGGCUGAACAGYUCCACCAAAUAAUCCAAUAUCCUGAAUUUAAUCCUUAAAUUGCGCCAACUACGCCACAAACUGUCUUAGGAAACCUCAAAUAAAGCACGAUGAAUAAGGUAGAACAAGCUGUCUGCAGAAUAAGAGAAAAACUGCCCGAUAAUCAAGGAUUUGUGACGUUAGGUGUCGGUUGUGUUGUGAAAAAUGAAGAACUUUCCACAAGUCUUGGAUGGAAGUGUCCUAAUCUUAUAGUCACUUCUUCAGCCGUAUUAACUCCAGAACACCUGGACCUUGACAGGAUAUUCCUUGCUGAGUUUCUCGUUUUUGAAAAGAAGGGUUUUGAAGUUUUUGACUUGAAGCUCGCUACAGAGUUUUGCAAAACAAUUUCGAGUCGUGCUCUGAGCGAAGAAGAAGAACAACAACUUCCAAAUGAGCGAUUGACUGUAAUUUCCACGGAACCAUUAGAUAAACGAGGUUUUCUCAAGCGGAUGGUCAAGAAAAGCAGCCUCCAGACCACAAGACCUAUUGACUGUUUUGAUUUUCAGAACUUCGAUAACGAGCUCUCAAUGGAGGGAUUUUUUUGCAACGUGAUACGCGAGUUUGGUUCWCUCGCCCAUGAAUUCGAGACAAGAACCUAUAAAUUUAAACGAAACGAAGAAAACCACGGAUAUUUUCUCGAAGAUUUUGGACAGCAGGCCGUAGAACUAGACAUACRAAGAUUCCCUGAUGAUCAGAAACCCCUAGGAGGGGUAAUUUUUUCGAAAGUAGGAGCUUAUGUUGGAUGUUUGGGUUAUGCAACUACUCAAAUCGAGCCUUCCUUCCUCCCGUCUUCAUAUUUCCAAGMGGCUGAAACCAAAGAAGAGACUCAGCCAGAAGAAGAAGAGAAAAAAGAAACAGAAUUGUUAGUUGAAGGAGCUGCAACUGUAGACAAUACAAAUGAAGUAGACAAGCUGCCGAUUGAUGAAAACAAAAAUGAAGAGCAACAGGGGGUAUCUACUGAAAAAAAUGAAGAUAUACCUCUUAAAGAGACAGAAGAAAAGACAACACCAGAAGAGAAGGAAGAUACCAACUUAGGAGAAGAAACUUCACAAUCAAAUGAACAAGAAGAAACGAGAGCAGAAACACACGAAGGAGAAGAAACUCAAAGUGAAAAGGAAUCGUGUGAAAGCAGUCAAAUCAUUGACACUGAAAAGGGGGUUUCAGGUGAAGAGGCAUUUACAGAAUGUCCUGAAAGUUCYGAGGCUGUUGAACAGAAUACAUUAAAGGAAAUGAAUAACGAGAGUGAAGUGUCGGGAACUGUGGAAGAUAAUGUUGAUGUAAAUAAGGAGGUAGAUGGUUCUCAGCAGGAGUUUGUAACACCUAUUGAAGAUUCAGAAAAAGAGAUUCAAAAAGACGUAGAAGAUGUUACAAGUGAGACAGAAAAAGACAAUCUAGAAGGGGGUGAGGAUUUGAUUCCUCAAGAUACGGAGASAGGUUCUUUGAAUGAUGAGGAAAAAGAUAAAAAUAUAUCAAAUGAUAUAAAAGAAUCAUCUCAAGAGAUUGAUAAUGAACUUAGUGUUUCAGAAGAAAAUAAAGAUGUUUCUGAACAGGCUGAUGUUACUAUGGAAAUAAGCAAACAAUGCGACGAAGGUAAUGGAGAAGAGCCAAACACAGAGGAAAAACUGGAACCAGAUGUUAGUUUAGUCACAGAAGAAGAAGUUAAAAGUAGUAAUGACAAAACCUUUCAAGCCGUAGUUACCCACGAUGAGGAUGGGGUGACAGAGRAUAGGGAUACUAGUGAGGCUGGCAAAGAGCCAAGUAUGGUUGCAAAAAAUGCUGAUAUUGAAACAGAUCAAGUUAACACCAGCAAUCAAGCAGUCAUAUCUGACGAAGGAAAGGUUAAUGAAGUUAAAUCUGUGAUGGAAGAAGAUAAUGAUGUUUUGGAUAAUACAAAUGAGGCAGAAAACAUUCAAAAUAAAGAAACUAUUAAACUGAUUCCAGCCCCUACUCUUGAGGAGGAGUUAGACAUGAAGUUAUUUCAGAAAAGAAGAGAAUCAAAAUCAGAAGAAGCUCGAACUCAAGAAGGRAAAGAGGAAAAAGUUGAAAGUCAACAAGAGAAAGAGAAAACAUUGGAUAAAGAUUCAGUUAUUUCCCCUGAAAUAAUUGCUGAGAUUGAUAAUUUAAAAGAGAAAAGUUUGGUUGAUAGUGAGUCUAAUACAACUGAGGAAACACUCAUUAAUGACAAGCCAGACGGACCGGGGCAGGAAGUAGAGGUUAUAAAACUGGAUCCAACUCAGUCUCCAUCYCCUARGAAAGCUCAGUAUGAUGUAGGGGAAAGCUUGGAACCAGAUGCCUUGCUUUCAGCAACCAUCACCAACAAUCCCAAGGUUCUAGAUGACCUGGCCAUCUUACUGGACACAGAAUACCAACAUGGUGGUAUUGCAAGCUGGCAUGAUAUGGCCCUUCUACUAGAUAUACCAAAAGAAGCAUUUGAUCACUGUUUAUCCUACUCCAAGUCUAGCCCUACAGAAAGCCUCAUGAURUUCUUAUCCAACACUAAACCUCAGUUUACUAUAAGUGACUUGAAAGAUUCGUUAAGGUCUAUCRGCAGAGCAGAUGUGGUGCAUAUUCUAGAUAGGUAUAUUGCAAGAUCAAUUGUUAGUGAUGAAAGUGUCAUUUUGGGAGUCGUUGAGAGAGARGACACUGAUCUCCUAGGGGAAUUAGCCCUAAAGCUUGAUCGCAGUGGUCAACAGAACUGGAAGUCACUUGCUAGUCAACUUGAAGUCCCAAGGAGGAUUUCAAAACACUUUGGUUCACAGCAGAGACAAAAUCCAGCUCUCCUGAUGCUGAAGUAUCUUCCUAUUUUUGACCCUGAUUUAACAGUGCAGUCCUUGAAGGAUGCUUGUGAAGCUAUCAACAAGUUUGAUGUUGUGAAGUUCCUUGAUACAUCAGGAGUUCCAGGAGAUGAUGCAAUAAUGGAUAUCUUAGAAGACACAGACAUCAUUGACGAAGUUUCUGACAUGCUAAACGAUGAUGAAGUUGUACCAAACUGGAAAGACUUGGCAAAAGAACUAAAAAUUCCCGAAGUAAAAUUCACAAUUUUUGAGCCUGCAGAAAAAAAAAGCCCAACAAAAUUGUUGUUACAAAGUAUAGAACAGUGUGAACCUGAUCUAACAGUAGAGGAGCUUAUCCUUGCACUAGUAGCUAUGAAGAGACAUGACGUUAUUGAUAUGCUGUGUAAACAUUUUAAACGAUCAGACAUUAGAUCAAUUCUUGAGGAAAACAACUGUUUACCCCCAGAACCUAAAGCUAAAGAUGAAGGAGAAAACGAUGAAGACGACGAUGCAGAAUCAUUUGCUUGAUGUUACUAAAAUUUAACAGAAGGCUAUGGAUAUCUUAUAAUAUUGUACAUGUAGACUGGGCAAUUAAUGGUAACUAUUAACACCCAAAACCAUCUGUUGACCAACUGUUGGUAAGUACUGGUCGGCURAUUAUUGGCAGUUGGUCGAAAAUUAGUCGACAGGUGAUCGAUGAGCACUUACAAAAUAUGGUAUAACUUUAAGAUUCAUCAGAAUGCUAUAAAAAUAUGUAUCUUCACGUUCUUAUAUUGAUGACCUACAGCUGCAUACUACUGUGUAGGACUUACCUCAUAUAUUUGACCAUAGACUAUGAUCGCACAUGUUAAAUAUCACUUAAAAAGGUUAAGAGGUGCAUCUAAUGUGAAAUYAUUUUAUUGUACUCAUAGACUAAAGCCCUGGCUAAACAAGGAAACAUUUUUUUAGAAAAACAACAUGUUUGCUGAGUGCAUGCUUCCAUGAUGUUUCCCACUUCAGCCAUGUGGGAAAAUAUUGUUACUCGAAAAGCAUUUUGUUUCUGAGAAGCAAAAUAUGUUUCUGCAGUAUGGGAGAAACAUUUCGCUUUUCUGCACCACAUGGAAGCAAUGUUAAACUCAUUUCUUUUCAAGAGUGUGGUAAUUAAUUAAACAUUUUUCCAGAAACAUGAUUCCUCAUUUAGUCAGGAAUAAAUUCUUUCAUGAUGGUAAUAAAAUCAUUUCAUUUCAGGUGCACUAAAUACAAUCUCRUACCCAGAGCCAUCCUUCCUCUUGGCCAGCACCCUAGAGGGACUUYGCCACCUGGGCUCUGGGUACAAUUUUGUACUAAAUACUUAAGAUAAAUAAAGUUUAAAGGGUAUCAAUAUUUCAUUUUUCAAUUUCAUAAAUUGGUUAAAGAUAUAUUGUAUUAAUAAUUAUUGUUAUGCUGUAGAACAGCAUUUGUCAAAUCGUGUAGUUCCAGACAAUAUCCCUGCAUUUUUGAGGGAUAGGUACAAAAUUCCCAUGGGGGUAGGGGUUUUCAGACCAUUCAGCUUCACUAGGGAGGGUGGGGUGGGUAGAAUGGCUAUUUUCUUAAACUACACAAUUUAUUAUACAGUAACUGUACAGUUCACAUUUAAGGCUUUGACAAAAACGUGAUAUAUAAAUA
Molecule: messenger RNA, 4466 nt
Organism: Actinia tenebrosa (Australian red waratah sea anemone)
Lineage: Eukaryota; Metazoa; Cnidaria; Anthozoa; Actiniaria; Actiniidae
Biological process (GO): signal transduction
Molecular function (GO): protein binding
Source: RefSeq, a predicted model, not a curated record